CGGCUGCUGUGCCCAUCGAAAAACAUUCCCUGGCAGGCUCUCUCGGGGUGUGACAACAAACUCUCUCAGGACAUUACACCAGCGCUAGCGCCCCAACGCCGGCUGGCCGGCGAGGCCCGGCCGCACCCAGCUUGACCAGUGUGCCCUCCAGGCCGCUGGGCCUGUUCACGCGCCCGACACGUGGCCGUGGCUUUCAGCUUGCCACGUGCCACCUGUCAUUUGGUGGAGUGGACGCCUCGCAAUGCAUGGACAGGGGAAGUGCCAGCCGUGAUUGAUUGGAGGUUACUGCUAAAAACGCGGCGCAGUUCUUUGAGCGAGCCAUGGCUACCAUGGAGGAGAUUUCGGAGAGGGAGCUACAUCUUGGAGCAAACGAAUGGCUGGUUACCUUGGAGAAAGGACGCAGAUGGCUACAUGAGAUUGUGGGGGACAUGUCCUUGGGGUUGCAAAUGGAGCCAGAGGUCGAAGGGGGAGCAAUCUCUCUGGCUGGUUGGAUGAAGGAUAAAAGUGAGGACAUGAUGGAGAUCAUCUGGGAGCUGGAGGAGGGGCCGGAUCCUCGGCUUGACAUCUGCAUCGAUUGGAGGAGGGCAGAUGGCAUCAUGGCUGUCUGCAAAACCCUCUUCAAUGAGGGUCGCGAUCUGUAUGAUCUUCUCGAAGACCGGUUGGAGAGUGUUAUUGAUCGUGAGGAGGCGCACGUGGCAAUGGAGGUAACAGUGGUAACAUCAAGACCAACAACAACAUCAAUAACAACAACAACAAUAACAGCAUCAACAUCAACAACAAUAACGACAACAACAAUAACAACAACAACGAUGACAACAACAACAAACACCAACCACAACAACAACGGCCACAGUGACAACAAAAACAGUGGCAGCAUCAACAACAACAACUAUUUCAUCAUCAGCAUGGAAACCUACUUCUGGGCAUCUGAGGUUAUCAUCAGCGGGAUGGGUGAGAUGUCGCGAGCGGGCAUGGGGGAGACUGGGGUUGUCCUCGGCAGCAGCAGGGUUGAGAGUGGCGCAUCUCAGAUCAUCGACACCAUGCUGGGAGAGAGGCCACAAGCGGACGUGGUAGGGAUUGGGGAUAACAACAACAACAACAACAAUGAUGAAGGCGGCAGCAACUACGACGGCAGCAGCGAUUACCACGUCAGCAGUGCGACAGUGUGCAUCAGCAGGAAGGGAGAGAGGUUGCAUGCUGACGUGGAGGGGAUUGGGGUUGACACGGAUAAGAAGCUUACCAUCUUACUUCCCUUCCUCCCCUUCAACCUCAUUGUCUGUCUGAGGAUAGGAGUAGGAUAGUCGAUGUUGAUUGGUGUUACCAUCUUCCCCCCCCUCCCCCCCCCUUCAACCUCGUUGUCUGGAUGUGGAUUCGGGUAGGAAAAUUGAUGUUGAUUGCUGUUGCCCGGCCCACAAUAUCAAUCAACAAUGGGGUGCUGAUUGCCCCGUGGGAGGGAGGUGGGCUGCUUUGGGAGUAGAUUGCAGAUGGUCAACCCUUCCCUUGUGCAGGGAAGUAAUCAAUGCCCCUGCUCUCCUUCAGAUAAUAGGUAUAGCGACAGUCUUUACAUGAUUUUGCAAAAUGGAAGCUCGGCUCGCAGUUCAGAUCACACAAGAGUACAGCAUUGAUAGAGUCUCGUAUUUACGCGUGACUAUUAAAGAUCCCUUACAUCACCUUUUGUUAGGGUUACGGUUUUUUUUUGCAUAAGCUGGACUCUACGUCCAGAACAUACAGAUUACAUAAUUGGUAGUGAUUCAUGCUAAAGACUUGAUUGAUAAACAUCAUACACAUCA
Chara braunii is the source of this 1790-nucleotide messenger RNA. The record is from the annotation of a GenBank genome assembly. Lineage: Eukaryota; Viridiplantae; Streptophyta; Charophyceae; Charales; Characeae.